This is a messenger RNA of Penicillium manginii, 513 nucleotides long. RefSeq lists its product as uncharacterized. The record is from RefSeq and is a predicted model, not a curated record. The transcript has a single exon. The coding region runs from base 1 to 513 and encodes 170 amino acids. Lineage: Eukaryota; Fungi; Ascomycota; Eurotiomycetes; Eurotiales; Aspergillaceae.
AUGCUUCCGACUCCUUUCCAAUGGAAGUUGGAGCGAGUAACCGCCGAUCAGUUGAUAUCAGAUGAAUCUACAGAUCCAUGCUUGGUCAUCUGUGGUAACUCCAUCGAUGGACCAUUGGUCGAUUACCUUUAUGCAUCCUCAAUCGCAACUCUGCAUUCGGAUGCUGAUUGCGGGGAUAACGAGAAACAUUGCACCCGUUUUCAGCUUGCUGAUCAUGAUCAAGUUGCGCUCUCUGGUUAUGCUCUUCACAAGCAUUAUGCAUACCCACUGAAAGGAGAGAAAUCACCAGAAGAUACCGACCUGUUUGUGAAUCAACUUUUAGAAGAGGCUGAAGCAGGAUUGAGUCAACAGCUACAGAUGGCGAGGGAUAAGGGUGACGAAGUGGGGACAUCUUCCUCUUCACUUAAAACAUUUAUGUGGCAGCAUAUCUUUUUGGAGACGCCAGGUCGACUCGCCUAUAAUAUGCAAGAAAUUGGAGGAACCCUGCCAAUCAGCGCGUUGGUUCAGAAGUGA